CAUGGCCCCACCGAGAGGCGUCGCUGUUGCGCAACGCGAAGGGCGGAGGCGGGCUCUCAGCAAAGCGCGGAGUUAGGGUUGCCGAUUUGCGAGGAAUAAACCAUCUAUCUUGAGUGAGAGAGACGUAAAAAUAGCCUGCCGACUGCAGAUAAAGUGGGAAAGGAAGACAUGCUGGAAGAGCCUGACUGCGGAUGGCCAAUGGGGCUCUAUUGAUCCUUUGCCAAACCCGGCAUGUGCGAGAUAGCGUCCAACUUGACUGUGAAGGAAUACCGGUUUGGAAGGGAUGAGGAAAAGGGAGACAGGAAUGACCAGCCCCGGGAAUUGGUGGUGAUGAUUCCUGAGGUUCUUGAUCCACAGUAUGGUAUGUAUGUUUGGCCUUGCGCAGUGGUUUUGGCCCAGUAUAUCUGGUUUCAUAGAAGACUUGUCUGUGGCAAAAGAAUACUAGAGAUUGGAGCAGGUGUGAGCCUACCUGGAAUAGUGGCAGCAAAAUGUGGAGCACAAGUAAUAUUAUCAGAUAAUGCAGAGUUCUCUCAGUGUUUGGACAACUGCCAAAGAAGCUGCCAGAUGAAUAACCUCUCUGGGAUGUGUGUUAUAGGACUUACCUGGGGUCAUGUAUCACCCAGUCUAUUGACCUUAGCCCCAGUUGACCUUAUUUUGGGAUCCGAUGUGUUUUUUGAACCAGAAGACUUUGAAGAUGUUAUAAGUACAGUGCACUAUUUAAUGGAAAAGAACCCUCAUGCCCAAUUUUGGACUACUUACCAAGUCAGAAGUGCGAACUGGUCUAUUGAAGGAUUACUAUAUAAAUGGGAGAUGGAAAGCACACGUGUGCCAUUGCAGUCAUUUGAAGCCAACAAGGAACAACUUGCAGGAUCUUCUCUUCCAGGGAUGCACACUAUUCAAAUGAUGGUUAUCAGUAAAAAAAUAAAUAAAUAAUAAAGGACUGAAACCUUAGAAACAUUCCUAAUGUUUUUUUAAUGAAAAUGUAUCAACUGCUUAUUUGAUAGCUCCAUAUCGCCUGACCACCACUGGAUACAAAUCAGUUUCUCAGCAUUUUUUAAAAAGUAAUUUUAUUAAUUGUUCAUGCCAAUACUAAUUCUGCUGCAUGUUUCUUUUGAAUUAAGGAUAUAUAUGCAUUUCACAGGAAUACCAAAAAUGUUACUUGAGCCUACAAUGUUUUAAAAACAAUCUUUGUUAUAUAGGAGUAAGUCCCCUUAAAUAGGACUUAUAGGAAUGAAUUUGCUGGAUGAGUGUUAUUUAAAUUGCAAAUUAAUAUCAUCUGUCCUAGUCUAACAGACAAAACUGACUCAAACAUCAGUUUUAAAAAAAAAA
This is a messenger RNA of Crotalus tigris (Tiger rattlesnake), 1329 nucleotides long. RefSeq names its product methyltransferase like 23 (gene METTL23). Gene Ontology annotation, cellular component: nucleus; cytoplasm. The transcript is spliced from 7 exons. NCBI's taxonomy places the organism in Eukaryota, Metazoa, Chordata, Lepidosauria, Squamata, Viperidae. The record is from RefSeq and is a predicted model, not a curated record. Bases 232 to 933 code for a protein of 233 amino acids.